AUGAAUGUCCAGUACAUAGUAGACCAACUCCAGACGAAACUAAAGCGAACGAAGAAGACGUACUUAGAACUCCAAGAGUUGGUGGUGAUGACAACGGGACUUGGAUGGGAUCCAGACUCGCGGUUGAUAGUAGCAGACGAGGAGAGAAAAAUUGACUGGGCUCGGGCUCAUAGUGCAAUGAAUGGACCGGGUAGCCAACCAAAUGUGGAACCGAAUACAAAUGAUGGAACUGCUGGCACACAAGGGGGGUUGGAUGGGACGAGCAGUACAGGCACGGGGACGGGCCACACUAGACCCUCCGAGGCCGGACCAAGUGUUAGAAGGGUUCGGCGGAGGCGAACCUCAAGUCAGGCGGAUGAGGUGACAGUCGCUCUCCUUGUCGUGCCCAAAAGUGCCGACGUCAGGAAAAAGGCCAACGAGAUGUUUACUUUUCCAGAGUACCGCGACUAUUGGUUGUCGUUAGACGAAGAGGAUCGGAUUCAAUGGAUCCACCAGUUUGUUGGUUCGGACUGAUUUGAGAAUGCAGGAGGUUAAGUUGGAUCUUUGCUGUUGAAUUGUGUAGGUCUUAUCCUUAAGUAGUUGUAACUUAUAAUUUCAACAUUUCACGUCACCUAGGUGGAGAGCUGGAUUGUUAUCAUGUACU
Molecule: messenger RNA, 643 nt
Organism: Andrographis paniculata
Lineage: Eukaryota; Viridiplantae; Streptophyta; Magnoliopsida; Lamiales; Acanthaceae
Exons: 3
Coding region: 1-513 (170 amino acids)
Source: RefSeq, a predicted model, not a curated record